Messenger RNA from Paramecium primaurelia, 1260 nucleotides. NCBI's taxonomy places the organism in Eukaryota, Ciliophora, Oligohymenophorea, Peniculida, Parameciidae. The record is from the annotation of a GenBank genome assembly.
AUGCUUAAAAAAAAAUGUCUAGAGAAGCUAAAAAUUUUAAUUUGCGGAGUUGUCUUGGGAUUUUUUAACAAAGAACAACAAUAUAUUUUGCAAUAUCAAAUAAAAUAUUUUAAAUUAUUUUUUCUAAUGGAUAAUAAUUAUCAGGCAAACAAUUCUAAAUGCAAAUGCUGCAAAGGUAUCGUGAAGCAGCAGAUUCUAAAUCGUAAUUAUUUAUAAUAUUAAUAGAGCCAAAAUUCAAAAUUGAAGAGUAAAUAACCUAUGAAUGUCAGCCAAUGCUGAAUAGGCAUUAACAAUGCAAUUAAUUUUGCUUAAACUUUACAAAAAGGAUUUCAGUUCCUAAAGAAAUUCACUUAUAAUUUCCUAAAGUUUAACCAAUGUCAUUGAGGGAAAGCAAAUUAUUUGUAUUAAAAUUAGUUGACCUCAAUUAAGAGAUCAAAGAAAAUAAAAAAAAUGAAGAAAAUUAAAAAAUUGAAAAGAAGAAGAGCAUUCAAAAUUGCCUCUCAUCUAACCUAAGUGGAAAGAAAAUAAAUUUUAGAGCUUUAAAAAUAAAAGUUUAAGACAAAUGUGAUAGCUGCCAUUUUUUUUAUUACUCCUUCUCAAGUGAGAAAAAUUUAAUUCAUUUAAAGAUAAUAAAAUAAAAAAAACAACUAAGGAUUACUAGGUUUUAAUAAGAAUGGUUGCUAUAACAAGCAUCAUUUUAGUCAAAUCGAAUUCUCUUUAAUGCUAAAUCAUUUCUAUUUGCUUUCAAAGAACACUUUCCUAAUCAAAAUGUAUCAAUAUCUCAAUUUCGAAAGAUUUUAUUAACAUUAAAUAUUCGAUAUAGAAUUCCUUCUCUCAAACCUUUCCAGUUCUUUAACAAAGAUGGAAAAAGAGAAGAGAUGAAGAAUUUUAUAUCUUUGAUUUGUGGCUAUGUAUAGUAAAAAUACAAACUAAUAUUUAUUGAUGUGUUCCUUAGGAAAUAUAUCAAAAAAUUCUCAUAAACAAUGGCAUCUUAUAUGAACAUUUAAAGAAACGACAUAAAGAAUUUCUAACUUUAUAUAUUUAAUUGGAUCAUUAGGUGAAGAUGGCUUCUUAUAUUAUUAAUUAUUUUCUGGUACAGGGAAGAGUUAUAUAUUUCAAGACUUUUUAAUUGAAGUUCUAAACUAAGCCACAAUUUAUUAUAAGGAUAAACCAGUUGUUUUGAUUUUAGAUAAUUGUAGUAUACAUAAAUAAUCUUUAAUAAAGGAGGUACUUGACAAUAUCCCUUGCAUUUUUACUCCA